AUGGCAAGCAACAAACAUCUCCCUCUAGUCCUCCUCCUCAUCACCAUCAUCAUCACUACAUCCUCCACUUCUCUUCCUUCUCUUGCGGCGGAGCAAAACAAACUCGAAAUCAAAAUCAUUGACGCAAUGAUCUCCGGUGGAAGUUUCGACAAUUGGAGCGAAGCUUUCCUCGCCACGAACGACGAAGUAAAUGGUCAAGUCCUCACUUCCACUCUCUUCCUCCCCAAAACCUCCGUCGAAGGAAUCAACGCCACGUCACCACUCGUUGCUGCUUACCACAUCGUCCCACAAUUGCUUCACUUCUACAACAUAAGCCUCAUGAAGCCUUUCCAUCGCUUCCCUACGCUUCUCUCUGGAAACUCCAUCGUUGUAACCAACAAUUCAGCUUUAGGUUUUACCCUCGAUGGCGUUCUCAUCUCUGAGCCUGAUUUAUUCGUUUCUCCUUCAAUAGUUAUACAUCGAAUCGCGUAUCCGUUUAACUUCUCUCGAUAUGGUGGCGACAAUAUAUAG
Thlaspi arvense is the source of this 510-nucleotide messenger RNA. Lineage: Eukaryota; Viridiplantae; Streptophyta; Magnoliopsida; Brassicales; Brassicaceae. The record is from the annotation of a GenBank genome assembly.